UAAAGGGGACGAAGCUUGGCCGCCGCCGCUCCGUGAUCCUCUCUUGCCUCCCCGGUCUUGCGCGCACCGAGUCAGCCAUUUCUGCUCCCUCCUCUGUCAUUUAAAGCGAGCUCUCUUCCACCUGCAGCACCAUCGUCCACGUCCUCCUUCUCAGUGCCGAGCUAAAGACGAGAACACCGCCAUAAGUUCCGCGUAUUACACAUUAUGGCUAUAUACGCUGCAUCUUUUGUAUCAUUGGAAGAUGCCUUGAGCUCUCCAAACAACACACAAGUUGACUUAAUAGCAGUCGUGGCUCAUGUCGGGUUGUGGGACUGCCAGACAUUAUUUCCUAACUCGUUUAGGGAGGUUGCACUCAAAGAUAAUAGCCGAAUUGGAUUUCUUCGUGUGUUCGCAUAUGAUGCUGAAGAAAACUACCACAUGUUUUUUUCAGCCGGUACUGAGAAUUAUUUUCUCAUUCCCACUAAUGUGGUUGUCGACUCAUAUGCACGUUGUCUGACAAUGACCGCUCAUAGUUCCAUGAUUUUUGUGGGUCCAAGGGAGUAUUGUCCUAUUUUUGCAUCUCUAGAAGCUAUCAGAGACGAAAUGCGAAAUAUCGCUUGUUACAAUGAUCAAAUUAAAAUUGCACUCAAUGCUCGAGCUAAUGAGAUCAAAAGGCUCGAAUACAAUGAAUGUACAGCUAUGGCAAACAAUCAAGGUGUCAUUAGUUACGUUAAUGGUUGCAACAUUUAAGAGGUAGAUGAAGAAGUAUUUGUGAUUAAAUAUUAGUCUUUUGUUGUAUCAAGAUUCUUCAAAGCAUCUUGUUUUACAAUAAAUGAAUGUACCUACACUCUACAAUUCAUCUCUUGUAACGUAACGAUUAAAUCUA
This is a messenger RNA of Sorghum bicolor (sorghum), 865 nucleotides long. RefSeq lists its product as uncharacterized. NCBI's taxonomy places the organism in Eukaryota, Viridiplantae, Streptophyta, Magnoliopsida, Poales, Poaceae. Bases 205 to 729 code for a protein of 174 amino acids. The record is from RefSeq and is a predicted model, not a curated record. The transcript is spliced from 5 exons.